Messenger RNA from Kwoniella botswanensis, 2544 nucleotides. RefSeq lists its product as uncharacterized. The coding region runs from base 1 to 2544 and encodes 847 amino acids. Lineage: Eukaryota; Fungi; Basidiomycota; Tremellomycetes; Tremellales; Cryptococcaceae. Gene Ontology annotation, molecular function: zinc ion binding; DNA-binding transcription factor activity, RNA polymerase II-specific; RNA polymerase II cis-regulatory region sequence-specific DNA binding. The transcript is spliced from 11 exons. Gene Ontology annotation, biological process: DNA-templated transcription; positive regulation of transcription from RNA polymerase II promoter by galactose. The record is from RefSeq and is a predicted model, not a curated record. Gene Ontology annotation, cellular component: nucleus.
AUGCCGGCGGCACGCACAGGCGAUUCUCCAGCUUCAGAUGAGGUUGAUCAGGGUGCAGAAGAAGAUGGACUUUCGAAAAGAGCUUGUACCGAAUGUAGUCGAUUGAAACGCAAAUGCGACCGAACUGUACCUUGUGGACUAUGCAUCAAGCUUGGUAAACAGUGUACACAACCCGUCAGAAGAAGACGCACGAAAGAAUACGUUGACGAGCUGGAAAAUCGACUAAACGAACUACAAAGAAUAUCAAGCUCAAGGUCAUCCACGAUACCCCAGAUACCACGAGGCUUGCGGCCAGGCUCCCCCCAAAGCCACAGCGCCAUGAUAGGGAUAAGUCCCACGGGACGCCUUCCACCGGGCGGUAGCGCUCGAUCCUAUAUCCACGAUCCCAACGAACGGUCUCGCGAUGCAGAGCUAGAAUUGGAUAACUUCAUCUCGCCUUCGUCAGCGGAUCUAUCUAUCACAUCCAAUACAGAUUCGUCCUUCAGUCUACCACCGACCCUGUCUUACGAUUUCGAUCCGUCUUCCUCGUCUUCUGCCGCACUGGCAGCAACAACGCUGGCCAACACCGCUUCGUCCUCUCCAUCUCGCAUACCAUCCAUCCCAGCUCUGCGUCCUUCGUUAAAUACAGGUCUGUCGCUUUCACACACACACACGCAGAUCAACCCCAAUACCAAUUCUCAUCCAUACGCUGCCCUACCGGGUAAGAGUACGCUGGUGCAUGACUACAAUACCCCGUCUUCCAGUCGAUUCGCCCCUCCACCAUCGCAUGCAUCGAGCAGUCGCUCGAAUCCACCCACGAGCGAAGUGCUGGAAAGACAACCGACGACUGCAAGAGGGUACGAGUGGAACGAGCGUCAUCCGCGUCGCAAGGGUAUCGCAGGUUAUGCUUCCCUGUCCAUCAAGCCCGAUGGUCAGGGCUAUCUAGGCUUUGCGUCUGGUUCGACCCUUUUGAGGAUAUUGCAGAUUUGUGCAGGGUCUAUACCAUUAAGCAAUAUCGACUCAGAUACGUCUCCAGACCAUACAGCGGAAAUCCCGAGGCGGGACUGGAGUCCUACAAUCACAGAGAUCGAUAGUUAUGUCAACGCCUAUUUCGAAUUUUACCAUGCCCAGUAUCCAGUCUUCCACGAGCCGACAUUCCGCGCUCAGUGGAACGAGUUGAUCCCUCAACCUAAACAGAUUGAGUGGGACUUCUUGUGUAAUAUCGUGAUAUCUAUCGGAGCUUUUUGCUCCUAUAAACCGAUGUACGUGGUCGAUCAUUUCUUGGAAUUGGCGAUCUCUGGAAUAUCCGCCGAAUACCUGGAAUCUGGGAGCUUGACUCUGGUCCAAGCGUACUGCCUGUUGAGUAAUCUCAGCGAGAAGAGGAAUAAACCCAAUUCGAAUUCGGUCUAUAUGGGGAUAGCAUUCCGUCAAGCGAUAGGUCUAGGUCUGCAUCGGGAAUUGCCAUUCUGGAAUAUCAGCCCCUUCGAAAGAGAGAUAAGGCGUAGAUUGUGGUGCGCCUGUGUCGCUUUCGAUUGUGGUGCUUCAAUUACUUUCGGGAGACCAAUACUACAACCCUCUUAUCCUGCUGAAUCAGAUGUAAGACUACCUCACAACGUUCAUGACAUGUUAUUCACUCCGACAGCCAAAGAAGCUCCGAUCGAAAUAGAUGAACCGACCAUAUACUCGUCGAUAAUACUCCAUGCUCGAUUCCAGCAAGAGACCAAUCUGAUAUAUGCCAAGAUCCAAUCGACAUCGCCUGCGCCUACUGCUGUCGAGUUUCUGGAGAUGGAUCAUCAGCUGGAAGAAUGGUCAAAGACGAUUCCCAGGUAUCUACGGCCUAGCCUUUCGUCGAAUUACCCACACUGGUUAAGGUUUGGGCAACACAAGAUGUUCUGGAGGUAUUGCAAUUUCCGUAUAAUCCUACAUCGUCGGAUGUUCCUCGAAAGAGCGUUAAGAGGCCUUCCAUUAUGGCAAGACGAUCUUCCGAUAUCAGCAGGCACUGGAACCGGAACGGGACAUGGAACGGGAACCGUAGAGGGUAUGCUAGAAGCUGAGAUGGACUGCUGUAUGCGGUGUCAGAAUAACGCGGCGGAAACGAUCACCUCGAUCAGCGAUUUCUUCCAGGCUAAACCGGGCCAGGAGAAUAGGUUGGAGGAAUGGUAUGGUCUACACUUCUUAUUCCAAGCGUCGUUCAUACCGCUCAUAGCCCUGCACACCGACCGAUUCUCAACCAGAAGACCCAUAUGGGAAUCCCAAGUACAACAAGCGCGCUCGAUCUUAGAUUCCUUCAAGGUCGACCCGACGGCUGAACGUUGUCUCCAAAUCAUAAACCUCCUCCAACCUACCGUCGCACAGCAGAAUCAGCCCCUGGAGAUUGAUCUAUUCGCAGAAGCGAAUAAUUGGCUGGACGAUAUAUUCCAGAGCAAUCCGCAGUUGGGUACUGAAUUUUCUUCUACGACGGGGUCAGGGGGUGAUUGGGCUCAGAAUCUAAUGCCUUUCGCCGAUCUGGGGACGCUGAGUAGUAUAUGGCCUGGAAGUAAUGCGUUUGAAGGUGCUAGAGGAUAA